AACCGGAAAAGCAUUGAAUGCUUACCAGUAGCGAGCUAGCCUAAUCCUCUCUCCACUGCCUGUCGGUGUUGCCAACAAAUUCCGGCUAGUCAUGGGCAUGCUGAGCUGCUAUAUGUUGUGACAACCGACGCCGCGAUGAUGAACGACAUCUCCGAGGAGCCGGAGAAGGACAACUUGCUCGAAGAGGCUCCGAGUUUGACGGUGCCCGGUAGUGGCGCAAGGCCCAAAAGCAGCGAUGGAGGCAUCAGGUCGACGGAGAAGAGAGGACCUUACAUCAUGUCCAGGGCGCCAGCCAUCCACCUCAAGCUACAAAAACACAGGGAGCUCGCCAGGAAAGCUCUUAAGAAGAAGGCUCUCUCACCGGGACCGCCUGUCAUGCAUCAGCCCAGACAAGGAGCCAAGAGAAAAGUCAAGUAUAACAAGGGCUACACUGCCUUGAGUCAACAUGCCGAGGAAACUUUGAUUGCAUUGGAUUCUGACAGCGAUGAAGAGAUUGAUUUUGAGCAGUGCUCCUCGGGCUACUCCUCGGCCGAGAUCCAUCCGGACUUGAGUAGGCAGCUGCUGCAAGACGGCUACCGGCUGGACGAGAUUCCCGACGACGAGGAUCUGGACCUGAUCCCACCCAAAGCCAUGGGUUCCUCCGUGUGUUGCUGCAUAGAAGCUCCGUCCUGCUGCACGCAGUGAAAAGCUGCUACGCUACUGCGGACCGCCAAAGCAGGUUUGUAGCGGCUGUUGGGAGGCCGGCGCACGCUACCUUCUUGCCUCCCUGAACCGGGGGUGUUUCCUACUCUGGAGCCGAGAGCGGGGCUUCUCCUCAACCGCAUCGGAUGGACGGCAAAAACAAACAAAACAAACAAAAAGCCUUAUCCACUGUGACUCCAAAGCUUGACCCUAUUUUUGUAUUUGUUAUUUUUUUUCAAACGUCUCACUCUGCUAGCACUACAAAUAGAGUGACUGGUGCGGACGUGUGGCAUCUGCAUGUUUCAUUUGCAAUUCUAACAUUCCCUGAUUGCUGUUACAUUAAUGUCACCUACUCCCACAUUAAUAACCUGAAUGGAUUUGAAUAGGAUAUUAAGUACACAUAGAGUGUAUGCAUGGGCUUGAGUGAUGCAUUUUUUUCUAGUUUAAAUGAAUACUUUUGCUGGCGUCGGGGUGAAACCGACAUUGAAAUGUGUUCUCUUAUCAAAUGAUUGACCCAUCUAAAGGGUUGAAAACGGCUUGCUCGCUUAUAUAACGAUGCCAUGCUAAUGGCUCAGUAAUCAUGCAUUUUUAUUUUUUAUUUUUUUUGUAGAAUAAUUAGUGGGCUUCAUUAUUAUGAUACUACCGAGGAGUAUUAGGGCCACAUUGCAAAGGGGAAAAAAUAUAUAUAAUAUGGCAAUUCAUUGAUUUUAGGAGGAAAACAAGCAGUUGAAUAUAAUAUACAAGUUAUAAUGCUACAAAAAAAAUUGGACUCGCAUUCCGACUUUUUUUUAUGACAUUAUGACUUUAUUCAUGCAACUUUACAACUUAAUGGUCAUAACAUUAUGACUUUACUCUCCUAAUAUUACAACCUACUUCCUUUCUUCCUCAUCACAUUAGGGCUUCAUUCAUGUAGCAUUACAACUUUGUUCUUAUAACAGUCCGGCUUUAUUUUCGUAACAUUACGAAUUUGUCAUAAGCGAAUGUCUGUAGUCUUGUAACAUAACUUUAUUCUAAUAAUGGAAUUUACUCUCUGAACGUUACAUCAGUCUCAAUGUUUAGGGCGUUCUCGCAAUGUCACAACGUUAUUCCUGCAACCGUACAACGUUACACUUGAAAUGUUAGGAAUUUGUUGUCACAAGAUUACGAGGAGACUCUCGUAACAUUGCAGUUUUAUUUUGCAUAACUUUACAAAUUUUUCAUCACGUUCCAAAUAUAUUUUGAGAAAGGAGGAUUUUUUUUUUUUCCUAGCAUUAGAAUUCUUGUAACAUGUCCCACUUUAUUCGCAUACCAAUUCAUAUUCUUCUAUUACAACUUUUUUGGGGUAACAUUAAGAUUUAAUUGUUUCGACAUGACAACUAUUCUAAAACUGAAUUCUUUACAACUUCAAUCAUGUACCUAAAUGCUUGCUCCAACUUUUUUCAUGUAACAUUAAGAUUUCAGGAUCAUGUUACUUUAUUUUCAUAGCAUUGUGACUUUAUUUAAUAAAUAUAAAACAUAAUUAUUGUCACCUUACAAAUUUAUAACAUAUUCUUGUAACUUUUCAACUUUUUAUACUCUCAAAUCUUUUUUUUUCUCAUCAUAUUACGUCGUCUUCUAACAUUGUAACCUCAUUCUCAUGAGGUUGCUUUCUUCGCGCAAAACUUUGGUAUUUUUUGGAUACCAUUGCAACUUUUUCCCCCUCGUAGUGUUCCGAUUUUUUUUUCUUGUCUGCGUAGCCCGGAGGGCACCUUCAUCGUCACCUCAAUCAAAUCGUUCACAUAAAUGUGCACUGUCUCCAAAAUACUUAAGCCAAUAAGUGAAGUAGCAAAUGCAGUGGGAUGGUCUCUGGCAUGUGAAAAUAAAAAAGUUAAUCUAAGUCUCAAACAACACGCUAUAGAUUGCUUGCAUUCAGCUUGGAAAAGAAGAGACAUUGUAGGGCUUUACACCAAAGGGGUUUCUGGUGAGUUGAGAAGCAAUGUUGCGUCAAGAGUUUUGCAUUGGCGCUAUAACUAGUAGAUGUAUUUAUUAUUUAUUUAUAACUUCCAGAGAUGGGAACAGCAGCAUUCAGAAAAGAAUUGCUGUAUGUCUUUUUUUCUUUUUUCAAUACAUUGUGUGACAAAUCUAUGGUUGCAACCGUUGGAAAUGUUUAUUGUGUGUGAGACCGAGAAAGGGCGAGCGCUUUGCCUUUUACUGUACAUUUGCGGAAUAGAAAGAGCAUUUUUCUCUAUGAGUGGUUGCAACCCGCAUAAGUUUCCUCUUGUCGUGGUGUUGGUUCUUCUCAUCGAGGGAAAGCACUUACUCUAUAAGCGACGGCAAAUGACAGCGUAAAACCAUUUAAAAUGACCUUCUGACGCAAUCAACGAACAAAUGGUUGAUGUUAUUCUGAGGGUAUGUGGUCUAGAAAAUGGAUGGGUGGAUUUUUUUUUUUUUUCGGGGGGCGCCCAAAAUAUGUAUACGCUUUUUUAUUUUUUUACAUUUACACUUGAACCAAAAUAACAUUUAUUAAAUAUCCUCCAACAAUGGAACAUUCCUCAAACUUUUGUAGAUCACCGCAACACAUAUUAGCGCACCACAAAAUUCAGAUCUGCAUCCAUCUCAAUGAACGCUUGUCAAAUGUACCUUGUGAUUGACUGCUGACCACUCCAGGAUCUACCCGAACACAGGGAUACCUGGACAGACAGAUAGGAAUAAAGUAGCAAUGUGACAAGUGGCUUCCUUUGCCAUCCUUGUGAAAUUCUCUAUUU
Molecule: messenger RNA, 3404 nt
Organism: Hippocampus comes (tiger tail seahorse)
Lineage: Eukaryota; Metazoa; Chordata; Actinopteri; Syngnathiformes; Syngnathidae
Gene: fam219b
Product: family with sequence similarity 219 member B
Exons: 6
Coding region: 136-684 (182 amino acids)
Source: RefSeq, a predicted model, not a curated record